Messenger RNA from Pseudonaja textilis, 1200 nucleotides. RefSeq names its product interferon-inducible GTPase 5-like. Gene Ontology annotation, molecular function: GTP binding. Gene Ontology annotation, cellular component: membrane. NCBI's taxonomy places the organism in Eukaryota, Metazoa, Chordata, Lepidosauria, Squamata, Elapidae. The record is from RefSeq and is a predicted model, not a curated record.
AUGGCUGAAAGUGACCCAAAAAAUCUACCUGAAAGCAGUUCUGGACAUGAUUACGGUACAUUUGGAUCCUCACGUAGGAAAAAAUUUGAGGCAGCUAUUUCUGAAGGGAAGCUCACCGAGGCCCUCUCUCACAUUCUGGACCAACCGAGCAAGUCCUUUGCCGAUUUUCCUCUCCGCAUUGCUGUGGUAGGAGAGCCAGGUGCCGGGAAGUCCUCCUUCAUUAACACCGUGCAGGGCCCACACCUGGAUGAGCCCGAUGCAGCUGAUGUUGCAACAAAAAAAGGCACGAGGGUAGAAUUCGGUCAGGUUGAUUUUUCAGAGAUCACGUGGAACAAGGAAUUGCUUCGGGCAGAAGACGCCGAUGGCAAGGAGGUAGACUUAAAGGACUUCCAUUACUUCAUCAUAGUAGACCCUCAGAUUUGCCAGGCUACUCCUUUGUACCUGGCGCUUAAGAUCCAAAAAAUGGGCAAAGAGUUUUUUCUGGUUCAAACUAAGGCAGACCUGCAACUGGAGGAAGCUAAGAAGCGACGACCAUCUAAGGACGGUAAGGAGUGUCUCUUCCUCAUGGUAGGUUCCUGCAGGGAGUCCUUGAGAAAUAAAGGGGUGAAAGAACCUCAGAUCUUUGCUGUUUCCAACAAGGAUCCUCAGCACUUUGAUUUCCCCUAUCUACGGGAAACCUUGAUGAGCGAGGUCUUGUGGAAGAAGAUUCUUGCUGUCCUUUCUCCUGUUUUGGAAGGGAAGGCCAAAAAAAUGAAGAAAAAGAGCUGGCUGCUCACUGUUCUCUCCGGAGUUAUAGCUGGGAUCCCCGUCCCAGGAAUUGCAUUCUUAGGGGGCCUUGUCAUCCUCAUGACGUUUGCUUCCUGGUGCUGCCGUAAAUUUGGUGUGGAUGACCCAUCUCUCUCCAAAGUUGCAGAGUUAAUUAAAGUAUUACUCCCAGAUCUGAAAUCAAUGAUGACCUCGCAAUCCAAAAAGAAAAUGGUUUUACAGAAGCUGCCAGAUUCCCUGGGAUCUUCAGUGAUGAUUGCAGAAUAUAUUUAUUGGAAUCGUUUCCCCAUCAUUGGCUGCAUAUUGUCGGCAGUAAUUUCACUCAUUUCCUCUUUCUUCACCCUGAAUAAACUUCCGUCAGAUGUUAAGAAAGAUAUCCAGAAUAUUGUAAUUACAGCUUUCAAACCGAAGAAGACAGAACCUGAAAACUCCUAA